GUAUUGUAUUUAAGAACCUGCAAAAAUGUCGAGCUACGAAGGAAAUGGCGGUGCAGGGUACGAUUCUCCAUCCGUUCGCCAACACACUGAAGAAGGUGAUUCAGAGGACGGAGCAUAUUGGCACCGCCAGUUAGAGGAAAAAGUGGAAUUCUGGGGAAUCAUGCCAGUGGUCAGAGGAAAAAAUUACACUUGGCUGAGAGUUUAUGUGAUUGUGUAUGAAUAGAAAUAAGGAAAGCAAUCCUUAAACAACCAGGUGUCUUAUGGACUUCGUCAUAAGUUUGAUCUAUCUUUAGCAUGGGAAGGUAUCAAAGGCUCUGAGAUGUUCUUACUUCUUAUGCCCAUAGUUUGGGAUUGACAUCUCGAGUCUUUUGGAUGGGUGUGUGCUAGUCAGCAUGAUUCACAUGUCUCUGAAAGAGAUAGGAGAAAAAGCAGAGACAGCCACCGUGACAAGGAAAGGGAAAAGGAUCAUCAUCAUCAAGAUCAUCAUAGGGAUAGGGGUGAGAGAGAUGAUAGAAGUCGGCGAGACAAGGAUAGGGAUAGGGACAGGGACAGGAAUAGAGACAGAGACAGAGACAGAGAUCGUGAGCGGCACAGAAGUCGUGAUUAUGAUAGGCACCAAGAUUAUGAUUAUGACAGUGAGAGGAGACAUAGUCACCAGUCGCAUUCACACUCAAGGAGUUCAAGGGAUCGCUCUAGGUCUCGUUCCAGGUCACGCUCGAAAAGCAAACGAGUUAGUGGUUUUGACAUGGCACCCCCUGGUGCAGCAGUGAUGGCAGGUGCUAAUGUUGCAGGUCAGAUUCCAGGAAUGUCACAGCCCAUGCCUGGCAUGUUCCCUAACAUUUUUCCUUUUGGGGGUACACAGUUUGGAACUCUUCCUGUGAUGCCAGGACAAGCAAUGACACAACAGGCCACUCGACAUGCACGGAGGGUGUAUGUUGGUAGCCUUCCUCCUAUGGCCAAUGAACAGAGUAUUGCAACAUUUUUCAGUCAGGUUAUGACUGCUAUAGGAGGAAACACUGCUGGGCCUGGUGAUGCUGUUGUGAAUGUGUACAUAAAUCACGAAAAGAAAUUUGCUUUCGUUGAAAUGCGCACAGUUGAAGAGGCUAGUAAUGCAAUGGCAUUGGAUGGCAUUAUAUUUGAGGGAGUUCCUGUCAGAGUGAGAAGGCCAAGUGACUACAAUCCUUCACUGGCAGCAGCACUUGGUCCAAGCCAACCUAGUCCUCAUCUCAAUCUAGCUGCCGUUGGUCUCACACCAGGUGCUGCUGGUGUAGCUGAUGGACCUGAUCGAGUUUUUGUGGGGGGUCUACCUUACUACCUCACUGAAACACAGAUAAGAGAGCUGCUUGAAUCCUUUGGACCUUUACGUGGAUUUGAUCUUGUCAAAGAUAGGGAUACUGGAAACUCCAAAGGUUAUGGUUUUUGUGUGUACCAGGACCCAGCUGUAACAGAUAUUGCCUGUGCUGCACUUAAUGGGUUAAAAAUGGGUGACAAAACUUUAACGGUUCGUCGUGCAACAGCCAGUAGCAGCACUCAGGCAAGACCAGACCAAGCAAAUGUGUUAGCACAGGCCCAGCAGCAUAUAGCUUUACAGAAACUGGUACUGCAAGCUGGAAAUACAAUGUUGCCUGGGAUACCUGGGUUGUUGCCUGGCAUGACAGGGGAAUCUGGUACUGCAGACACACCUACACAUGUUGUAUGCUUGACUCAGGUAGUCUCUGCAGAUGAGCUUCUGGAUGAUGAGGAGUUUGAAGAGAUUCUAGAAGAUAUGAGAGAGGAGUGUGGAAAAUAUGGCACAAUAGUCAAUCUGGUAAUUCCACGGCCUUCAACAAGUGGUGAAUUUGUGGCAGGGGUUGGGAAGGUUUUUGUGCAAUUCUCGGACACACAAAGCUCAGAAAAGGCAAAGUUUGCAUUAAGUGGAAGGAAAUUUGGAGGGAACACUGUAGUGGCAGUAUAUUAUCCAGAAGACAAAUUCAGGAGAGGGGAAUAUGAUGGAUGAGCAACCAAUCUUCUUGUUGGUUCAGAUUGUUUUCCUCAUUUUUUUUCUGGAAUGCCAUAGUAUACAAAAAUGACAAAUGAUCUGGAGUGACAUUUUGUACUAUAUCAAUGGCAGUCCUCAUGGAGUGUUCUGCCCAGAUGUGGCAGAUCCCCAAAAUGUAAUAGAUAGAUGCAACUAUUGCAUAUAUUUUUCUUAAUCAUGCAUAGGGGAAGUGUGGAUUGGUGAUUGAAGAGAAUGUUAGGAUCAUGUACAAACUGGUGAGAGUCUUUCUUCAUUUUGUACAUAGCAAAAUUUGUCAUCUGAAUUUAAUUUCAGCUUCUCAUUUUCCUAGAAGUGGAAGCAAAAGUUCAAGAAUCCUUUCUUUGAUGUAUAGGCUUUGCAAUCAAAUAGAAAGAGAAUGGUAAAAAAGAGUGUUAUUGAUCAUCCUUUAAAGCAAACGCAUUGUAAUCCA
This is a messenger RNA of Cryptomeria japonica (Japanese cedar), 2447 nucleotides long. Its product is annotated as splicing factor U2af large subunit B. NCBI's taxonomy places the organism in Eukaryota, Viridiplantae, Streptophyta, Pinopsida, Cupressales, Cupressaceae. The transcript has 21 exons. Gene Ontology annotation, cellular component: nucleus; U2-type prespliceosome; U2AF complex. Gene Ontology annotation, biological process: mRNA processing. The record is from RefSeq and is a predicted model, not a curated record. Gene Ontology annotation, molecular function: poly-pyrimidine tract binding; pre-mRNA 3'-splice site binding. The coding region runs from base 746 to 1996 and encodes 416 amino acids.